UUAGCUGAGACGAAUUAAAAAUUGACCGUAACACGAGGAGCUCAUUUUGACGAAGCGUUUCAGUAAUGCGUCGGAACAGAGGCUGUUAAAGCGUAAAAUUCGCACCGAUAUAUAGAACAAUGUGGAAAACAUUUCUCUUGGGGGCGAUUUUACUUUGCUGUUAUCCAGUCAUUGAGAGCAACCCAAAGCAGAGUGGCUCUAAUGGCUGCCCCAGAACAAAUAACGUGCGAUUCUGUGGCAAGACUUGCUUGACUGACGGAGAUUGCAAAGGAAAUAGAAAAUGUUUAUGUGACGGAGACUGUGGAAUGAUUUGCGUUAAAAACAACCUCAGAUGUGAAAACUUACCUAAGGUAAAAAACGGGCGUUCCAGCUUCAGCAACGCCAGCUACUUUCGCAGCGUGGUGACAUAUAAGUGUAAGAAACCGUAUAAACUCCGCGGCUCAGAAACACGAACUUGUAGAGCUACAGGAAAAUGGGAUGGAGGAAAAACGAGAUGCAAACCCUUUUGUCAGGAUCCAGGGGAAAUCCGUUAUGGAAACAGACGAACUGUACGUAAUAAGGGUGUGAAGUAUAUUCAUUUCUGGUGUCAUGAUGAAGAUAUGUAUAAAAUGGUUGGAACUCCUCGAAUACGGUGCCAGGAAAACGGACAAUGGAGUGCUCCAAAGCCAAAAUGCAUCCUUCCCUCAUGUGACAAGCCAAACAUUCCAGACGAAGCCGCUGUUAUCUUUCCACGGUCAAUGGAUAAGGAAUUCAAGUACGGCGACAAAGUGGUAUUGAAAUGCAAGGAAGGAUACUUUAAGUCAGGACUUGGUGUUUACCAAUGUAAGAAAGGCAACAUAUGGAGUGGAAGCAUCACUUGCUCACCUAAAAGCUGUGGCCGCCCAAACGAUAUCCCUAACGGAAAGAUCAUAGGAUACGUAUAUUCCUUCAAAGAAAAGAUCAGAUACGAGUGCAAUGAAGGCUACAAUCUUAAAGGACCAUCUUAUAGAACAUGCCAGGCUAACGAGAAAUGGGGAGAUAAAGACCCUAUUUGUGAAGUUGCGGAUUGUGGCCCCUUACGAAAGCCAGAUCAUGGAGAUAUAAUAGAGCAAGUGGCGUUUACCUAUGGAAAUAGAAUAGUGUUCGAAUGCACAGAUACGGGUUACGAGAUGAAAGGAUCAAGAGUAAGGACAUGCCAAAGUGAUGGAACAUGGAGUGGCUCUCCUACAACAUGCGAAAUUGUUCAGUGCGGAGAUCCUGGGACACCCACGAACGGAAAACAAAUUGUAAAGAAAGGUUUCGAAUAUGGUGGAUCUGUGGAAUUUAAAUGCAACAAAAAUUACACUCUGGAAGGGACGCGCAUAAUCUACUGCCGAGCGAAUAAACUAUGGAGUGCUUCUGUACCGCAUUGUCGAGCUUCCUGCAAAGAUCCUGGCAAUCCUUUGAAUGGGAGAAAGGUUGGCCAUGACUUCCGUCACAAAAAAACAGUGUCUUUUACCUGUCAAAAAAAUUACGCGUUAGAGGGAGCGCGAACGGUUAAAUGUUUAAACGGCCAGUGGAGUGCUAAGAGGCCACUUUGCCUUGCACUUUGUCCUACGCCCACUGCACCAACGAAUGGCAGAAUACAGGGCAAAGACUUCAGACAUGGGCGGUCUAUAAAGUUUUGGUGUUCCCGUGGUUACACAAGAGUUGGUGCUUUUUCGGUCACAUGCAAGGAAGGAAAAUGGGGCGCACCGUUUCCAGUGUGUAAAGCAUCAUGUGGUAGGCCCAGCAUACCUGCGAAUGGCAGAAUAGUGGGAAAUAUCUUCAGUCAUGGAAAAUCUGUAUUGUUUUACUGUUUGUUUGGCUAUACAAGAGUUGGCGCCGGUUCGAUUAAAUGCGAUGAUGGCAAAUGGGAUAAGCCGUUUCCAGUCUGCAAAGGCAUCUGCCCAACGCCGAGCGAUCCACGAAACGGAAAAUUGGGUCAGAAGGUAUCCCUUGACAAACGUUUCCUUGACGGAGAUGAAGCAACAUUCUCCUGCAACAGCGGGUAUGACUUGAUUGGUAAAAAGAGACUUCGCUGUGUUGGAAGAGUAUGGGAUUUUGGAGAGCCUGAAUGUAAAGCUCCAUGCAAUCCCCCAGGAUUCCCAGCAAAUGGCAAUGGGCAAUGGAGGGACCUUAAACACAACUCGUGGGUAACAUUUUCUUGUAAUAAAAAAUAUCAGCUUGAGGGAAGAAGACAAAUACAAUGUAAAGAUGGCAGUUGGAGUGGUAACCGUCCUAAAUGUGUCGCCGUGUGUCCAGAUCCUGGUGAGCCAUUGAGAGGCAAACGACAUGGCAACAAUUUUAGGAAUGGUAGCAUAAUAACUUUUACGUGCAACUCAGACCACGAGUUAAUAGGAGACAACACUACACGGUGUGAGGACGGCGUUUGGAGCGGUAGCGUCCCUCUCUGUAAAGGAAAAUGCAAAUUCGAAGGCAGUCCCAAAAAUGGAUACACACCAAACGGAAUCUUCCCGAACGGAAAACUCUUUUCACAUGGUAGCAACAUCGAGUACGCUUGUUAUGCAACGUACACUAUGGAUGGCACUAACAUUCUGCAUUGCAACGAUGGCUUUUGGAACGCUAGCAUUCCCUCGUGCAAGGCCCCAUGUACUGACCCUGGGUUAAUAGACAGAGGAAAACGAAAUGGCACAGAUUUUUCUCACGGACAGGUGGUCACGUAUGAAUGUUCUACUAAAAACUACAGUUUGGUUGGAAAUCCUCGUCGGACAUGUAACGAUGGAGUCUGGGAUUCAGCUCUUCCAGUUUGCAAAAAGUCUUGUAAACCCCUUCCACUGUUAUCUAAUGGAAAAAUCCAUAACAAUGGUGUCAGUCAUGGGGCCGUGGUCUCUUUCUCCUGUAAUUCAGGAUUCCAGCCCCAAGGGUCCUUGCAGAUGAAGUGCCUCGAUGGGAUAUGGAAUGAAAGUUCACCGAGUUGCAUAGGCGCAUGUGCUAAGCCGGGAAAAAUCCUUAACGGGACAGUUGUCGGAAGCAAUUACAGCUACGGUUCUGUGAUCAAGUUCAAAUGCAAUAAAGGCUACAAGUUAAGAGGUUCAGCCAAGUUAAAGUGCAAAAGGGGUGUAUGGGAGAGUCAAUUUCCAGAGUGUGAAGAAUGUGUCCGGGUUGGAGCAGUGUUUUGGGGAUUUUGGAAACCGAAUCUAAACGCAGACAAUUACUGGAAAGCUUCCAUCACAAGGAUAAAUGCAACACAUUUCGACUUCGCAUUGGUAAACAAUAACAAACAGACGCGUAGUUACCGAAGGACUGAUCAAAAGCUCAUUAUCGAUAAAGUACCAUCCAUAGGGAACUUAUUGCCUAACUCGCCCGUUAUAGCCCAUCAGUUUGGCCACUCAGGGUGGUAUCGAACUGGAUAUGUGGUAUCGAAAGUUACUGGUACUUCAGGUAACUCUUUGGUGGAAGUGCAGUUUGACGAUGGUAAAAAAAAAUGGGUUAAGCUUGGACGUGUACGUUUAGUUUCAUACCCUGACUUUUGUUCUAAUGUUGAGUAAAACACAAAAUAUAACGGACUGCUUUAAUUUGAGAAUAACUCAUUUACGGUUGCCUGCUUGGAAAAGAAAAUUACCUACAGCCAUGUAGCUUGUUGUUAGUGUUUCGAGACAAGUUACUCAACCCUCUUUUCUGAAACUUCCUGUAAAAUUAAGUGUGAAGCAGAUUAGCAUUGGGAGUGCAAUCAGGUGACAUCCCCCUUUCAGAUAUGAUAGAAACCAAGUUUAGCAUUUUUGUUUGUUCUUGUUUUUGUUUUUUGCACGGCCCCAGCCUUAGAUUGUGUCACAGGUAAUAAACAUACUUCUCCUGAGGUCUCUACGCCUGAGUAAAUUCAGAGUAGUGUACAGUCUGUAGUCGAAAAUAAAGUAAAUUAAAGAUAAUCAACCUCAAAGUAACAAAAUUGAUUGAACGACGUGAAUAAACUCGAGAAAAAUUGA
Molecule: messenger RNA, 3944 nt
Organism: Pocillopora verrucosa
Lineage: Eukaryota; Metazoa; Cnidaria; Anthozoa; Scleractinia; Pocilloporidae
Source: RefSeq, a predicted model, not a curated record